This is a messenger RNA of Scleropages formosus (Asian bonytongue), 1357 nucleotides long. RefSeq names its product sphingosine 1-phosphate receptor 1-like. The transcript has 2 exons. NCBI's taxonomy places the organism in Eukaryota, Metazoa, Chordata, Actinopteri, Osteoglossiformes, Osteoglossidae. The record is from RefSeq and is a predicted model, not a curated record. Bases 286 to 1323 code for a protein of 345 amino acids. Gene Ontology annotation, cellular component: membrane. Gene Ontology annotation, molecular function: sphingosine-1-phosphate receptor activity. Gene Ontology annotation, biological process: G protein-coupled receptor signaling pathway.
AUAGUCAUUUAAAGUUCAUAAAUUCGUACUAUUUCAUUUUGGGAAAAAAAAAAAAUCCAAUGGGAGAUGUGCUCAAAAGGAUCUGUGCGGCGAUUUAGUGUCUGACUCAUUUCGAGAUGUGUGAACUUGGGGAAAAAGCAGCUUUGAAAUAACGAAUGGUUUUCAAGUAAGUUUCGGAUCCUUGCGCCUUGUUCGCUAACGCGGUUAUUUCAGCUCCCCCUAGCGGAUGAUCCCGCAGUUGCCAUUGUAAGUCCUUAAUCCUCAAGGAGAAAGUAGAGGAAGGUCAUGAAUGAGUCAGACUUGGUAAGAAAGCACUACAACUUCACCGGGAGGCUAAAAGAUGUGGUGAACUGGUCAGGCAUCAGCACCAGUGAUGUGCUCUUCAUCGCCGUGUGCUGCUUCAUUAUUCUCGAGAAUGCGAUGGUCCUGCUCACCAUCUGGCGGACAAAGAAAUUCCACAAGCCCAUGUUUUACUUCAUUGGGAACCUGGCUUUCCUGGACCUGCUGUCUGGCAUCUCGUACAUCACAAACAUCCUGCUGUCGGGCUCCUACACCUUCAAACUCACCCCCACGGAGUGGUUCGUCCGUGAGGGCAGCGUGUUUGUGGCUCUCACUGCUUCGGUCAUCAGCCUGCUGGCCAUCGCUGUUGAGCGAUAUCUCACCAUGAUCAAGAUGCAGCUUCAGAGUUCUGGGAAAACCUGGCGUGCCUUCUUGAUCAUUGGCAUCUGUUGGGUCAUUGCAGCCUUCUUUGGCAGCAUGCCCAUUAUGGGCUGGAACUGCAUUGACAGGAUGAGCAGCUGCUCUACGGUGCUACCGCUCUACCACAAAACCUACAUCCUCUUCUGCAUCAGCCUCUUCACUUUGAUCCUCAUGACCAUCGUCGCCCUUUACAUCCGGAUCUAUGUGAUAGUGCAGUCACACGGCCGCAACCUGGCCGUCAACAAGGCUCCCAAUGACCAUAGCGACAAGCUGUCCGAAAAAUCACACGCGCUCUUGAGGACAGUCAUCAUCGUCCUGAGCUGCUUCAUCACAUGCUGGACGCCGCUGUUCAUCAUUUUUGCGGUGGAUGUGGUCUGCGACACCGGCAAAUGCCAAAUCCUCUACGAACUGAAAUGGUUCCUGGCGCUGGCCGUGCUCAACUCGGCCAUGAACCCGCUCAUCUACAUGUUCACCAGCAAGCAGAUACGCUCAGCUUUCCUCAGGCUGCUGCCGUGCGCGUCCUGGACAUGGCCCAACGGAAAGUCCAUGAUUGCCAACGAGCUCAUCAGCAAGUCGGACUCCUCCCAGUGCCAGAAGGACAAGCCUGAUGGAAACGAGUCCUAGAGGAACAUCCCUUCCUUACCCGAGUCCUCUCGAC